UUUUAAUCCAAGGACUUCAUUUAGAGUCUGCCGGGAUUUAUCUUUAUUUCAUCAGUGUCUGCGCUGUGAAAUCUGGACAGAUUUUGAUUCAUGAUGUGAUACACUAAAUGACAGGAGGGGGCAUUUCUGCUUCAAACUGCACAAAGUUGGCUUCGGUUAAAAUUUGUCUUGCGACUCAAAUUGCGGACGAAGCCAAAUAAUGAAAGUGCUUAAAACAGCACAAAACAACAGCCACCUUUUUUUUUUCUUUUUUUCCCCCCUUUUUUCUGACACGAGCUUAAAAUCUCACUCUCCGAGCCAGAGCCGUGAUAAGACUGCGCGCCGCCUGACGUACAACUCUCCAACACAUCACCAGACCAGUUCCCUCACUGCAGCGGCAGCAGACAACUGGACUGUAAUUAUUAAACAGAGGCAUGGAGGAAGGGAGGCUGACGGGUGAAAGGCAGACUGAUAAAUACACAAAGACAGAGGCAGGCUUGAGGAUGGAUAAUAAGGUAGAGAGACACGAAUAGUUACCAGAGCGCCAGAUGGAUGGGCAACAAGACAGGUCGACAAAUAGCAAGGCAGUCAGGAUGACAGCUCGGAAACACCUAAAUCUGAGCUCGUCUCCAAUGAAAUCAAUGGAGGUGAAUUUCUAGGAAUAUAUUCAAUUUGUACGUUGCCUCAAUGAAAGCACUAAAUGAAAAUUUAUAUUUAAAAAAAAAAUCACCCUCUUUACUCAGUUUCAUCCUUUUUUUCAUUAAUGUGAUUGGCAGACUAUACAGAGCGGAUGAGAGUACGGGUUUGUAGUUGCUGUGGCAACGGCCUGCUCUUUGUUAAAGGCUACAUUCCUGGCAUCUGAUGUGUCUGCGCCGCGAUCGAUAAAAAAAAAAAAAAAAAAAAAAAACAGCCUGCGGGGACUGAUGAACGGACCGGGGAUUUUGCCUUUUGGCCAGGCAGGACCGGGGAGGGAAAAGGAGUCAGGCGGGAGAUGUGCGGACAGGAGGACGGCGGGGAGAGAUGAGGCAGCGGUAGACAGCAGAGGGAUAGAGAGAGGGGGGGAGAGAUGUGGAGAUGCGAGCCGUGCAGACGAUGAGCCGGGCACAGGGUGGAAGAGGAGCGAGUGGAGAGAGUGCGUGCGCCGCGGCUCCUUCUGCCUCAUCUCGGCUAUUUUCCGAACGUCACUCACCUCACUAUCAAAGUAAGGGCUCGUUCGUGAUGGUGCUCUCUGUGGACAAGAAGCUGUGCCAUGACAGAGGCCAACGCGGGUAAAAGAGACAUGCAACACCCAGUCCCGCACCACGGCCACCUUUUCCUGGGCGGGGCCUUGCUGCUUCUGCUGGCCAGCUCGGCUUUGAGCUGCCCCGCCCGAUGUGAAUGCUCUGCCCAGAGCAAGUCAGUCAGUUGCCACCGUAAGCGUCUUCCCAGCAUCCCCGAAGGCAUCCCCAUUGAGACCCGCGUCCUGGAUCUCAGUAAAAACAAGCUACGCGUCAUCACGCCAGACAACUUCUCCUCAUUCCAGCAGCUUGAGGACCUGGAUCUCAGCGACAACCUCAUCACCGCGGUGGAACCUGGCUCAUUUCGCUCCCAGCUUGCCCUCCGCUCGCUCAACUUCCGCAGUAACCUCCUUCAGCUGGUUCUUGCUGGCGUGUUGUCAGGCCUGACCAACCUCACCCACCUCGAUCUGAGUCACAACCGACUUGUGGUUCUUCUGGAUCAUGCCUUCCAAGAUCUGCGCCGGUUGACAUCCCUGGAGGUGGGCUAUAACGAACUGGUUUUCAUCUCUCAGCGGGCCUUUACCGGAUUACUUGGACUUCAAAGUCUGACUUUGGAACGAUUCAAUCUGACCGUGGUCCCUACAGAUGCUCUGGCACAUCUGCACAAUCUGGUCGAACUGCACAUGCGUUACCUGAGCAUUAGUUUCCUUAAGCCUUUCUCUUUUAAGAGGUUAUCUCGUCUCCGCCAGUUAGAGAUUGAUUUCUGGCCUUCGCUGGAUACCCUGCCUCCCCUCUCACUGCACGGCCUCAACCUGACCACCUUGUUCAUAACCAACACUAACCUGUCUGCCUUCCCUGGGGCGGCAUUGCGCAACCUUCCCUACCUCACACAUCUCAACCUAUCCUACUGCCGCAUUCAGCAUAUCCACCAGGGAGAGCUGGGUCAACUCCCACACCUGGUGGAGCUCCGCCUGCAAGGGGCGCAGCUGAUUUCUAUAGAGCCCUUUGCUUUUAUGGGCCUCAAAUCAUUGCAGCUCCUGGAUGUGUCACAGAACCGCUUGGACUCCCUGGAGAGGGGAGUGUUUGCCUCACCAGACAGCCUGCAGAAGCUCUGUCUGGGUGGAAACCCAUUAGUGUGUGACUGUAGAUUGCUUUGGCUGCUCAAUAGCCACAAGCCUCCCUCUCUGCAGAUUCUGGAUGUCCAGCCUGAGUGCAGUGCGCCUGAGCACCUCCUGGGGAAAACUCUCCGUGACCUUAAGGAACCUCUGGUCUCCAGGUACAUGACCUGCACCAAGCCACGGAUUGGACCCAACACGACACAGCUGCUGAUGACUGAUGAGGGUCAACCUGCUCGUUUGAGUUGCUUGGCAGAGGGUGCGCCUAGGCCCUCGGUGGUCUGGAUUACACCUCACAGACGCUACAUCACAACAAAGAGCAGUGGCAGGGUGGAGGUCCAGCCAGAUGGUACUCUGGAGAUCAAGGCAGCGGAGCUGCAUGACAGCGGGGUGUACUUGUGUAUUGCCAGUAACCCCGCUGGCAAUGCUAGUCUGUCCGCCUCUUUAGCUGUGAAGAGCCAGGGCAUUGGGGAUAGAUCUCACUAUAGCAACAGGAGCUCAAAUUAUCUGACAGACUCUAACAGCACAUGGGGGAAUGGGACAAUACUGUACAACAUGACAGUCCCUAUUGACAUAAAGACUAUCAUUAUAUCUACAGCCAUGGGCUGCCUGUCCUUCCUAGGUGUGGUUGUCUUUUGUUUCCUGCUUCUGUUUGCCUGGAGUCGAGGGAAAGGACGCCAUAGGAGCAACUUUGAUAUCGAGUAUGUACCUCGUAAAUCCAACGGGGCAGCAGCAGACGUGACAGAAACCAGCGGCCCACGGCGAGUCAACAUGAAAAUGAUUUGAAAAUGACGCAGAGUGACACACAUGAUGGCAACGUCAACAACACAGUGCACACAUAUCAGCCGAUAAAAAUGUUUUUUCUAUCACACAGUGGAUUUGUGACAAACGAAAGUGAUGUACUAUUAUAGUGGGUGUCGAUAUGACGGUAAUCUAGUGAUAAAGUGGACUUGUGAAUAUAAAAGUGAUAUAUGAAAACCGUGGACGUGUUUAUAUGAAAUAAUGUUCUCAUACAGUACACUGAAUAUAAAACUAUAACCAACAUAUCAAUAUGGGAGUGAUAGUGUUGCACUAGGCAUGUGAUUCAGUGGUGAUGUGAUGAGUUAUGAUGUUGUCGACUCACCGUGACAUCAAGGUGAAGGAGGGAACCGCUGGGAGUGACAGGGGACAUCUUUGCGUGGCAGUAGACCUAUCAUCGCUGCGACAUGUCAGGACUAAAUUGUCUAAUACCCAUCUUAGCUGCAGUGUGAGAGGUGUGUGUUGUGUUCAUGUGUGCGCGCGUGCGUGUAUGUGUGCGUGCAUCUGUGGGCGCAUGUUGCAUUUGUGUGUCUCUUUGUGCAUGUGCACGCAUUGCCUUUCUUGUCGGACAGAACAAUUAAAGUGAAUGAUGGGGUCCAAAGCAUUUUUCCAGGCCUUUGCUCUUGUUCGGUCAUGACAAAACAACGGUUAUGAUACUGUCGAGUAAAACAGAGCAUUAACUAUGUUUGUAUGCAAAAUCCCAGUUAAUAUAUUCAAAAGAAAUGCUGCAUAAAUUUUCAAAUAGGUCAUUGCCCCCCUUGGAAUGACUUAAAUGAGGAUUUUUAUAAACUCAAGGAAAUGUAGUUACAGUGUGAGGCCAAAGCUUUGUCUGUACCAUAGAGCUCACUUUCCUGCAAAACAAAAUGUUUUUCCUGAGAAACGGCACUGGUCAGAAGUGUUAUUGCUCUGGAAAGGCUUCUAGCUGUAGAAAUGGCAUGUUAAACCCAUUUUAUAACAUAAUAAAUCACAGGCAGAUUUUCCUGCCAGACAAAUCCCUUGAUAUGAAAUAAAAGAGUCGGUGGCCAGACACAAUGGCAAAGAUUUACUGGCCGGUGCCCUCUUUGGGACGAGACAAAGUUGAGCUUCACAGAUUUAUGGGUUGAAUUCCCGCUCCUGUCUCAUUUUUUUUUGAUCACGCCACUUCAAGCUACCGUGUCCGGAUUCUUCCCUGGGGGUACCAUGGGGUCCUGGGUAUUUAAUAGAUGGCGAUUUUGAAAGUUGUAGUGGAAUCUUGUAUUGUUUUGUUUUGUUUGUUUUUUUGGAAAAUGUUUUAAAUGUUUCGAGAAAAAAAAACAAAAAAACUGUAAAAUGAUUAAGGGCAAUUCUUUGUAAUGCAGGGACGUGGGUGUUAACUUGUGUGAUCCUGUUGUGAUAAAAUGUUCAAGGUUGUAUAAUUGUUUUCAUAUGACAAAUUUAUGGGUAUAUUUUCAAAAGGAAAUAAAUCUUAAUCAUACCCCUAAAA
Mugil cephalus (flathead mullet) is the source of this 4571-nucleotide messenger RNA. It is a transcript of the gene lingo2b, whose product is annotated as leucine rich repeat and Ig domain containing 2b. Gene Ontology annotation, molecular function: protein binding. The coding region runs from base 1229 to 3097 and encodes 622 amino acids. NCBI's taxonomy places the organism in Eukaryota, Metazoa, Chordata, Actinopteri, Mugiliformes, Mugilidae. The record is from RefSeq and is a predicted model, not a curated record. Gene Ontology annotation, cellular component: plasma membrane. The transcript has 2 exons.